Messenger RNA from Quercus robur (English oak), 1413 nucleotides. RefSeq lists its product as uncharacterized. The transcript has 6 exons. The record is from RefSeq and is a predicted model, not a curated record. The coding region runs from base 1 to 1413 and encodes 470 amino acids. Lineage: Eukaryota; Viridiplantae; Streptophyta; Magnoliopsida; Fagales; Fagaceae.
AUGUCCAUGCGAGAAGGGAAGACUCUGAAAACGCACUCGGACAAAUACUGGGAGAUGUUCAAUGAGAUUGAUGGGGAUUUCGAUGACGUGGCUAUAAGGAAAUUUAAGGUCGGCCUACUUGCCGAGCAUGGUUUGAGGAAGUCCUUGAUUGGGAAACCUACUGGCAGUCCCUCCAAGGUGAUGUUUGUAGCUCGGCCACAUGCCGAUAACUCUAAUCCUAAGCCGAAGAGGGCUAAAGUGGAGGUCCGACUGGCAUUGAGCUUUUCGGAUGAGGACAAGGUUGGAACCAUACAGCCACACGAUGAUACUUUAGUGGUCACGCUUAGGAUAGGAGGGUAUGAUGUGAAGAGAGUGUUGGUGGAUCAGGGCAGUGGUGCAGAGAUUAUCUUUGAUGGAAAAUUUAUCAUUCCAAAAGGUCAGAUUAGACUACCCGUACAAGUAGGUUCUGAAGUAGUGGAGGUGAACUUCAUUGUAGUGGAUGCUUAUUCUCCCUACAUGGUCAUUGUGGCAAAACCAUGGCUCCAUGCCCUGGGGGCUGUUUCUUCCACCCUACAUUUGAAGCAAUCAAGGAUUCCGGUCCUAUCUACGGAUGCGGUGUCGGAAAGGGCAAAGUGCGAGAAGCUGGAAGAGAUUGUUAUAGAUGGUGAUUCGAAGAAGUUCUUUCAGGUCAAAGCUUUGCUACUUUCGCAAGAGAAGGAGAAGUUGAUAGCGUUCCUUAGAGAGAACGAUGAUGUAUUUGCAUGGAAUGCUUACGAAGCACCUGGGGUGGAUCCAAACUUCAUUUUCCAUCAUCUGAAUGUUAACCCAACUGUCCUCCUUAAGAAGCAACCACCUCGGCGCUCAUCUAAAGAACAUUCUGAUACUGUCAAGGAGGAGGUGAACAAGCUUAAGCAAGUAGGGGCUAUUAAGGAAGUGUUCUACCCUGAAUGGUUGACCAAUACAAUGGUAGUAAAGAAGAAAAGUGAAAAAUGGCGAGAGAAGGUGAACAAGCUUAAGCAGGUAGGGGCUAUUAAGGAAGUGUUCUACCUUGAAUGGUUGGCCAAUACAGUGGUAGUAAAGAAGAAAAGUGAAAAAUGGCUAAUAUACAUGGAUUUCACAGACUUGAACAAGGCCUAUCCAAAUGACCCUUUCCCUAUGUCUCGGAUUGAUCAGCUAGUGGAUGCAACUAAUGUGGGGGCUACCUACCAGAGGAUGAUGACCAGGAUGUUCGAGCCAAAAUUAGGAAAAAACAUCGAGAUUUAUAUAGACGAUAUGGUGGUCAAGAGUAAGUUAGAAUCCGAGCAUGUUAAUGACCUCGGGAAUAUCUUCAAGAUCUUGAAGAGGAACAAACUGCAGCUUAAUGCUUCUAAGUUUUCUUUUGGUGUUGGUUCAGGAAAGUUCUUGGAUUAUAUGGUCACUUACCGUGGAAUUUAA